AUGCGUGAAACUGCAGCAGGGCCUCAUAGUUUUACUGGUGAAGAUUGUGUUGAAUUUUAAGUAUACAGAGGCCCCGCUGUGGUCUCAGCUUUACUUACAGCCUUGCAAAAAAUUCCAGGCUGCCGGUAGGCAGAACCUGGCGAAUUCACCAAAAGAGCUUCUAUGAAUAGAAAGAUGGACCUGACAGAGGUCGCGGUUUUAGGAGAUCUUAUACAUGCUGAUUCUGGGGCUCAGCGAAGACAAGCACUCCGACAGAUGGAGGGGGGACCUCGCCAGUUUCAAGCAAAGUUCACAGGAACACCCUUACAGAUUCCUUCAGAUUGUGCCGCAGACCUUGAAGCAUUUAUUGACUUCAGUGAGGAUCAGAAUAUAGAGGACCAUGUUCUACAGCAAGUAAAAGACAGGAUACAUUUGCUACAAGAUGAAAUAGAGAAUCACCUCAGUGACAAGAGACAAGGCGAGAGGUUGAGACAGGGUGUUCAUGUUGUCAUUAUUGGAGAACCUAAUGUUGGCAAGAGCAGUUUACUUAAUGCUAUAUGUAAGAGACCUGCAGCCACAGUAACUGAUGUGGCAGGUACCACUAGAGAUGUGGUAGAAACUCAUGUAAAUAUUGGAGGUUAUCCUGUGUUACUGAGUGACACUGCAGGACUGAGGGAAACACAAGAUGUUGUGGAGAAAGAGGGAGUAAACAAGGCUAUGAAAAGGUUGAAGCAUGUUUUUAUUUUGUUGUGCCCCCAUGAGUGAUGGGGGCUAGUAUAAAUUGAUGAAACCUUGCAUGAGUCUUUAUCAUGAUAUGAACUUGCGCACCUCCUAUUUUUCGUCUGGCUCCGCCCUCUAUUUUCAGAGUUAUGGCCCCUGAAAUAGUCAAAAAUGCACAUUUUUACCUUGUGACACGCCUAGCUCAAAAAGUAUUUGAUAUAGAUUCAUGAAACCUUGCAUGAGUCUUAAUCAUGAUAUGAACUUGCGCACCUCCUAUUUUUCAUCUGGCUCCGCCCCC
This is a messenger RNA of Mercenaria mercenaria, 997 nucleotides long. RefSeq names its product tRNA modification GTPase GTPBP3, mitochondrial-like. NCBI's taxonomy places the organism in Eukaryota, Metazoa, Mollusca, Bivalvia, Venerida, Veneridae. The record is from RefSeq and is a predicted model, not a curated record. Gene Ontology annotation, molecular function: protein binding; GTP binding. Gene Ontology annotation, cellular component: mitochondrion; cytoplasm. Gene Ontology annotation, biological process: tRNA methylation; tRNA wobble uridine modification. The transcript has 7 exons.